Molecule: messenger RNA, 4383 nt
Organism: Botrytis sinoallii
Lineage: Eukaryota; Fungi; Ascomycota; Leotiomycetes; Helotiales; Sclerotiniaceae
Exons: 5
Coding region: 1-4383 (1460 amino acids)
Source: RefSeq, a predicted model, not a curated record
AUGUUUGGAAAUAGAAGGAGAAGAGCCGUUUCGAAUCCGCCAGUAAAUUCAAAUGUCAACGCAUCUGCCGCGACCGCCGCGGCACAGGCAUUUCUAUCUUCUCAAGCAUCAAAUACUUCCUUGUCUUCCGCUGCAGCAGCUGCCGCAUUACGAUCCAGACCAACAACGCCUACUUCGGUCGCAGAUAUUCAAACCAAAAGGACAAUUCGGAGAAAACGGUUCAACCUCUUCUGCUGGAAGUUCUUUCCAAGUGCAUAUGAUGCGCCGCCUGUGCCGGCCAUUCCGCAAAAUAUCACAAAGGCUGGUGGGAAGACGUCACGAAGAUCUGCAAGUAUGGAUGCACCUGGAUUGAGAAUCGCAUCACCACCCCCAAAUAAAACUGGUGGGAGAGGUUCGAGUCUUGGACCAUCAGCGACAGCAUCGCGUGGGUCGGGUCCAAGAAACCCAAGUUUAUCCAGUGUAUCUGAGAUGAAUGGGAGAGUAGAGGGUCCGUCAAUUUUUCUACCCUACGACUUAAGUACAAGCCCAAGGAUUGUUUCGCCACAUAACCAAAAUCUAGUAUACGAUCCAAAUACCAGACGCUUCUUACCGCUAGCGGAUAUUCUAGCUAUCGAGCAAAGAUUGAAUGGAAUUGCUAAUGCUCCAGUUAAAAAGAAGAAACGAAAUCCGCCUGCACAAGGUACUCAUCUCGCAGCUGGAUCGGUGGGUGGAAGGAUAAAGGGUACCGCGGUGGAUGCAAUGGAAAGGGCAUCAAACACAUCAACCACACAACAAUCGAUAUCACAACCUUCCCAGCAGCCCAUGCCACAAUCUACCCAGCAACCCGUAUCACAGCCCACUCAGCAAUCCAUAUCACAGCCUAUAUCAAAACCUAAUAAUCAACCGAAAUUACCCCCCGCGCAAGUCGAAACUUCUUGGGAAAAUCCCCAAUCUAUACCUGUCUCAGAAUCAAAUACUCAGCAAAAAUCUCUUACAGUGACAGCUCCACCAAAGAAGAAAAAGAAGCGCGUUAUCAUAACCGAUUCUGAUAGUGACCAGGCAUCAAUUCUACAAAAUUCGUCUGCUGAUGAAAGUGACGUACCAUCACAUGGUUAUAAAACUCGAGCAGGCGCCAUCUUGGCGAAAAAGCCAUCAGUUGUACGUGAGGAUAGAGAAAGAGAGGAGAAAGAAGAUGAUUCGCCGUUGCGCUCUGGAAAUGUAGGGCUUUUGGAGGAUCGCAUUGAACCUACAAGAACUAUAUCACCAUCUCCUUUGCCUCGGUCAUCUGCCGGUAGGGGACAUGGUCGAGCGCAAUCGUCAGCAAAUUAUGCGCAAGAACGCCAGCAUACCAGAUCUGCAAGUCAACCUCCAAUGACAUCUGUUGCCGCCCCUUCGUUAAAUGAAGAAUCUCCUCGUGGUGGUCGUGUCCAAUCCGUGAGUCCUGCGAGAACUCCACAUUUUAUGGCAACCCCCGAAACCUUGACGGUUAGGCACCAGCCACCUCCCAGAUCUGUAUCUCCACGAAAAUCAGCCUUGAAACAUUCUUCUAUGUCUUCAAUUGAACCUCGAGGACCAUCGCCAUCUGACGGAGGUUCUUUCCGGCUUAGUGAGGUUUCUAAUGAUGAGGAGCAGCCAAGAAAGAAAGGAAACAGAGUUAGCUUUGAUGAGGGAAACAAUGUUGUAUUGGGUCAAUCGACAACCUUACCUUCUGGUUCACCAAUGGUUCCGAGUCCGCAGGUAAAGCGUAGCUGGUUUAAUAUUGGUCGUGGGAAGAAGAAGGACAUACAUGCUACAGAUGAAGAUGACGACGAAGUAAUGAAACCAAGGCCAGCUCUUCCAUCUUUUGGAAGUGUGAGGGAAAGAAAGACUCAUCGAGAGACAGAAGAACGAGUUCUAGUCAGACCACCAGAGCAAGUAACUACUAUUGCUCCUGUCACUUCUCCUACUUCACCAUUGUUCACUUCUCAUAUGGGAGAUGUACUGGAAUUCCCCAUGGGACAAUCAAAUGAUCAUGUCGCAGGUUCACUACUCGCUCAUGAUGCCACUUCGAAAAAUGCAGCAAACAUUUCGAAAUCUCGCGAGCCUCUACCUCCUGAUGUCACAUCUUUGGAAGGGACCGGGGAAAUUUCAGAUGCUAGCAGUACGUAUAGCUUAGAUAAUAAUGCUAUCGGUAUUGCUAGAAGUAAUAGUGUGAGAGUUGGGCCAGAAGAUGGAAAUGCUGAUACAUAUCGAGAAUUGGCAAGCCCAACGAAAGAUCAAUUUGAGGAUCACGAAUUGAAUGAAGAUAUUCCCGAAAUUGCUGUUCAAAUGCCUACUCCAAUUCCAGAAGGCACACAAUCAAGAGAAUGGUUGGACAUGCCUGGUGGGUAUAGGGGUUCAGGAAGCUCUACUUCGAGUUAUGUGGAUCAACCCAAGGAUGAGGUUCACACUGCUACUGAGAAUGGUAUUAUUGGCACAGCUCUUUCGCCUACUUCCGAAACAGCAAAUUCAACAAAUGGUACCUCGAACUUAUCGGAGUUUGACGAUAGUACCAGAACAAGUUCGGAAGCUCAUCCUGCACCAAUUUUUGAAGAGUCGGAUGAGUCUGAAAACGACAGUAUAUAUAGUGAUGCUGCUGAAGAGUUUGAAACGCCAGAUGAUGGUGGUUUUAUGUCUUUGGAUGCUGUGGUAGAAAGUCCUGUAUCGGCAACUGCUAUACUAGCAUCUGAGCCAGACAGCCCAAGAACUAAAUUGGCGAAAGAAAGGGCAUACAUGUCAAGUCAGUUGCAAAGAAAGUCAAGUGAACCAGAUCCAGAAGAAGGAUGGGAGAAAGCUCAGCAAUACUGGAAAAAUUUGUCAGUGGACAGGAAGAAGCAAUUGGAGCUAGAUGCAUUUAAGGUGACAGAUGAAGAAGAGGGAGAAGAAGUGACGCCAGCCCCAAAGCCAAAGAAAAUGAAAAAGAAAUCGGUAACCAUACAAUCGCCUACCUCUCCUAUCAUGCAAACAAUGCAACAAUCGCCAUUUCCACAAGUUCAAAAGCAAUCAAAUAAGGAGAGAAGUUACAUGAUUCAAACAGGAUCAAAAGCAGGCCCCAAUGCUCACGGUCAGACAACUAUGCGAUCAUCCAUGAGAGCGGAACCUCCUCAUGCGGAAUCAGAUGUUCACAUCAGACAAUCUAUGAGAGGAUCUGGUUCAACAAAGGGAGCAACUCAAAAUGGAACAGCUCAGCCUAAUGGAAUACUUCAAAAGAAACAAAGACCUGUUUCUCUUCCUCCUGCUAACACUCAAGCAAAUACUCAAGCUGUAAAUCAGCAACUUCGACUUAUUCAGGGUGCUGCUGCCACUGCUACUUCACCUAAUUCUCAAAGAAAUAGUGCAACAGUAGCACCAGCUCUCCUACGACGUAAAUCAUCUGGAGAUAGUGAUACUAGUUUCAAACGUGCUAGACCUGCAACAGAUGGAAUAAGUAUGAGACGUUCUAUGCGUCGUGAAAGUGAUGUAUCAUCAAAUGGUCGUCAACAAUCUCCUCUAAACUCAAGUCGAUUUAGUCUUCGAUCAUCAUCACCUGGUGGACCUCCUGCUGUGACUAUGCGAGGAACAAUGCGAAGUUCUUUAAGAGGAUCUAAUGAUUCUACUGCUCGAGCAAAAUCUCCAAUCAGAAUACCUGGAUUCGGCAGAAGUUCAUCAGCUAGACCAGCUCCAAAACAAAAGUCAACUCAACGAUCAAGUCGAUUUGCUGAUUCGAGUGAUGAAGAUGAACCUCGUGCUGGAUUCAGAAGUCGUUUUGUGGAUUCAAGCGAUGAUGAUGAACCUACACCUAUAGCUCCUAUAGUCGCACGACCAAUAUCAUCACGUGGUACACCAGUUCGAAGUAUACCAAAACCUAUAGGGUAUCAAGAUGGAGAUUCUUCUGAUCUUCCAGAUAGUGAUGAUGAGAGUCGACCUGCCACAGCUAAGAGUUUAAAUAAAUCCAAACCAAAUGGCAAUAGACCAUCAUCUCGAAAUACGACAGCAGCAUCUGGAGAUUUACAGAGAUCAGGUUCAGGUCGUGGAUUAAUCAAGGUCGGCAAUGGACAAAUCACACCGAUUACUCCUCCUAGACCACAGGAUGCUCGACGUGGAAGUAUUUUAUCUAUUUUUAGGAAAAAACAAGAUCCGAAAUAUGGAUCCUUGGCUGUGGCUGAUGAUACGGGAAUCAAAGUACCUUUUGAAGAGGGUAGACCAUUUUCUGCGGAUACAGGAGCAGGAAUUGUAGGAGGUGAAAACAAAGAAGUUGUUGCGGAAUUGAAUGGGAGACCAGAGGUUGGGAAUCGAAGGUUUACGGCUACGGGGUUGAGUGAUGUGGAUGUUAUGGGGCAAGGAGGAAGUCCGAGAAGAAAGAAGAAGUUUCAGGUUUUGAGAAAGAUGUUUAGGUUGGAAGAUUAG